This is a messenger RNA of Myripristis murdjan (pinecone soldierfish), 3846 nucleotides long. It is a transcript of the gene ctnna2, whose product is annotated as catenin (cadherin-associated protein), alpha 2. Gene Ontology annotation, molecular function: cadherin binding; actin filament binding; structural molecule activity. Bases 264 to 2981 code for a protein of 905 amino acids. NCBI's taxonomy places the organism in Eukaryota, Metazoa, Chordata, Actinopteri, Holocentriformes, Holocentridae. Gene Ontology annotation, cellular component: adherens junction; catenin complex; actin cytoskeleton. The record is from RefSeq and is a predicted model, not a curated record. The transcript has 18 exons. Gene Ontology annotation, biological process: cell-cell adhesion; cell migration.
CCAUCUGCACCUGCCUUCUCUGUGGCUGUGGCUGGAGCGCUGGGAGGGGUCAUUAUUUCGCAGGGAGGAGGAGGCAUUUCCUAGACACCGACAGAAGCGUGUAGUCUCAAAUUCAGCACCACAAGAUUGAGGAAAGCGUCCGGAUUGAGGCGAUUUUCACUGUUGACUGUGGUUUGAUUUAGGAGGACACCAUCUUUGGGAAUACACAGUGAAACCAACCUUUAUACACCUUUUGUGGACCUGCAAGAACCAGGUAAGAGACCAUGACGACCGCCACCUCCCCCAUCCUGUUGAAAUGGGACCCCAAGAGUCUUGAGAUCCGUACCCUGACUGUGGAGAGGCUGCUGGAGCCCCUGGUCACACAGGUGACCACCCUGGUGAACACCAGCAACAAAGGGCCAUCCAGUAAGAAGAAGGGGCGCUCCAAGAAGGCUCAUGUUCUUGCUGUGUCUGUUGAGCAGGCCACCCAGAACUUUCUGGAGAAGGGUGAGCAGAUUGCAAAAGACAGCCAGGACCUCAAGGAGGAGCUCAUUGCUGCUGUAGAGGAUGUUCGCAAGCAAGGCGAGACAAUGCGUGUCGCCUCGUCUGAGUUUGCUGAUGACCCGUGUUCCUCUGUGAAGCGUGGCACCAUGGUGAGGGCCGCUCGCGCUCUGCUCUCUGCUGUCACCCGUCUGCUCAUCCUCGCCGAUAUGGCUGAUGUCAUGAGGCUGCUGGCCCACCUUAAAGUUGUGGAGGAGGCCCUGGAGGGAGUUAAGAAUGCAACCAAUGAGCAGGACCUGGCCAACCGCUUCAAGGAGUUUGGGAAGGAGAUGGUGAAGCUCAACUAUGUGGCGGCCCGGAGACAGCAGGAACUCAAAGACCCCCAGUGUCGAGAUGAGAUGGCAGCUGCACGUGGGGCCCUCAAGAAAAAUGCCACCAUGCUAUACACGGCCUCACAGGCCUUCCUGCGCCACCCUGAUGUGGCAGCCACACGUGCCAACCGUGACUAUGUGUUCAAGCAGGUACAGGAGGCUAUAGGAGGCAUCUCCAGCGCUGCCCAGGCCACCUCACCCACUGAUGAAAAGCACGGCCAUGCUGGUAUCGGGGAACUGGCUGCUGCUCUCAAUGAGUUUGAUAACAAGAUUAUUCUGGACCCUCUGACAUUCAGUGAGGCACGCUUCCGGCCCUCUUUGGAGGAGCGCUUGGAGAGCAUCAUCAGUGGUGCCGCACUCAUGGCUGACUCUUCCUGCACACGCGACGACCGCCGUGAACGCAUCGUGGCCGAGUGCAAUGCCGUUCGACAGGCCCUCCAAGACUUGUUGAGCGAGUACAUGAACAAUACUGGCAGGAAAGAGAAAGGUGACCCACUAAAUUCAGCCAUUGAUAAGAUGACCAAGAAGACCAGGGAUCUGCGUAGGCAGUUGAGGAAGGCGGUGAUGGACCACAUCUCAGACUCUUUCCUGGAAACCAACGUCCCUCUGCUGGUGCUCAUUGAGGCGGCUAAGAGCGGUAAUGAGAAGGAGGUCAAGGAAUAUGCCCAGGUGUUUCGCGAACAUGCCAACAAGCUGGUGGAGGUGGCCAACCUGGCCUGCUCCAUUUCCAACAAUGAAGAGGGAGUGAAGUUGGUUCGAAUGGCUGCCACCCAAAUUGACAGCCUUUGUCCACAGGUCAUCAAUGCUGCACUCACACUGGCUGCCCGCCCCCAAAGCAAGGUGGCCCAGGACAACAUGGACGUUUUCAAGGACCAGUGGGAGAAACAAGUGCGCAUUCUCACCGAGGCUGUGGAUGAUAUCACCUCAGUGGAUGACUUCCUUUCUGUCUCAGAAAACCACAUCCUUGAGGAUGUCAACAAAUGCGUAAUCGCUCUUCAGGAGGGAGAUGUGGACACCCUGGACCGAACUGCCGGAGCCAUCCGGGGCCGAGCUGCCCGUGUGGUCCACAUCAUUAACGCUGAGAUGGAAAACUACGAACCUGGGGUCUACACCGAGCGUGUGCUGGAGUCUAUUAAACUGCUGUCUGAGACUGUCAUGCCCCGUUUUGCUGAACAAGUGGAGGUAGCCAUCGAGGCACUGAGCACGAACCCCCCACAGCCCUUUGAGGAGAAUGAGUUCAUUGAUGCGUCCCGUUUGGUCUAUGAUGGCGUCCGUGACAUCAGGAAAGCUGUCCUCAUGAUAAGGACACCAGAGGAGCUGGAGGAUGACUCUGACUUUGAGCAGGAGGACUAUGACGCUCGCAGUAGGACAAGUGUCCAGACUGAAGAUGACCAGCUUAUUGCUGGACAGAGUGCCAGGGCCAUCAUGGCCCAGCUGCCCCAGGAGGAGAAGGCCAAGAUUGCCGAGCAGGUGGAAAGCUUCAGGCAGGAGAAGUGCAAGCUAGAUGCCGAGGUGGCCAAGUGGGAUGACAACGGCAAUGACAUCAUUGUGCUGGCCAAGCAGAUGUGCAUGAUUAUGAUGGAGAUGACAGACUUCACCAGAGGCAAAGGUCCCCUGAAGAACUCCUCUGAUGUCAUUAAUGCAGCCAAGAAAAUUGCUGAGGCUGGAUCCAGGAUGGACAAAUUGGCCCGUGCUGUCGCAGAUCAGUGCCCUGAUUCAGCAUGCAAGCAGGACCUUCUUGCCUAUCUGCAGAGAAUUGCCCUGUACUGUCACCAGCUCAACAUCUGCAGCAAGGUGAAAGCUGAGGUGCAGAACCUGGGUGGAGAGCUUAUUGUGUCUGGGCUGGACAGUGCCACCUCCCUGAUCCAGGCUGCCAAGAACCUAAUGAACGCAGUGGUGUUGACUGUCAAGGCCUCCUACGUGGCAUCCACCAAGUACCAGAAGGUGUAUGGAACAGCGGCAGUCAACUCACCCGUGGUGUCUUGGCGCAUGAAGGCCCCUGAGAAGAAGCCACUCGUGAAAAGGGAGAAGCCGGAAGAGUGCCAGACACGUGUCCGACGAGGCUCCCAGAAGAAACACAUCUCACCUGUCCAGGCCCUCAGUGAGUUCAAGGCCAUGGACUCCUUCUAAAAGAACGUCGUGGAUACUCAAGAAACACAACAAAUCAUGACAAUGAGAUCAACAAAAAAGAAAAACUCCCUUUUUACUUUGUGUUAACCCACCUCCGUUUGCCCUGUGUGUGCUUGGUGACACCUCAGGAGGACUACAGUACCUGCUAACCUGCCACACUAUGGCUCCCAUUAAGACUCUGGGUCUAAUGGCCAAUAUGCAGCCAGCACGCGCCCAAAACACUAUUUAUUGUUCUUAUUGUAGCUUAACAUGUGAGAGCCAAAAUGUGACACUAACAGAACUACUUUGAAAAACAAGGGAGAAAAAAAAAACAGAUUAAACAGAACAUAUCAGAGGAGCAAGAGCAGCAUUUUGACAUAAAAUUUGUGGCAGUCACUAUUCUAGCUAUAUCAUUACCAUGCUACUGACUGGCUGCUUGUGUACGCAUCUAACUGUCUGAAUGGAAAUCAUGAAUGGUUCAGUAGAGGAAUUACUUUGAAGGGAUCAUGUCAAUGUUGGUAUGUUCCCUUUUGAUAUAUAUUUUUUUUUUCAAUUUGAAUGUUAACCUGUAGUGCUAGGAAUAACUUAUGUUUAAGAUAUUUGGAAGUGUCAGCAUCCAAGUAAUUUGUUUCCUUGUUCUUGACGAUGAUAAUAAUAAUCAACAUGGUGUUUUCUCCUGAAGCACACUUCUGGCCUAUUGUAUUGCCUUUUUAAAAUCCAUUUAUUUAAUGAUUACAUCACUAACAAUGGAGACCUUGAUUGGAUGUUGUGUAGCGUAUAAUUAUAGCAACGGAGAGGUUUGACUAGUUGUGGUUUGCUCAGAGAAUAGAAUCCCUGCAUACAGUACCUUUAUAUUCACCCUUCUCUAAUAAAUCCCUCAACUUGA